AUGGAUUCCAUGGAGAGCCAACUGGCAGAAAUGUUAAGAGAGUUUAAAUCUAGAAGCAAGACCAAAGUUAUUCUGGAAUCAGGUUUAAUCAUUCUUAUUUCGUUGUUCCUGUUUGUUGGAAACUCCUUAACACUCCUGGUUCUGUUGUUAAACCGACGAAUGCGAACAAUUCCAAACAUGUUCGUGGCAUCACUCGCCGUCUCCGACUUAUUACUAGGAGUUUUCAGUACAGUUCCUUUAACCAUCCCUACAUUAGUGACUUCCCAUUGGCCGUUUAAUGACACGACCUGCCAAUUUCAAGGUUACUUAGCCUUUGCUUUGGGUUGCGCUUCGAUUCACACAUUGGUCUUGAUGGCUGUGAACAGAUAUUAUAGAAUUGUCAAACCGACAAAGUACCGCCACUACUUCACCAAGAAGAAAACCCUUAUCAUGAUACUUGUGACAUGGUUCUAUUCUAUUUGCGCUCCACUAAUUUACGUGCUAAUUGGGAACAAAAUGGUCUUUCAUCCUUCAAAGGUCUUCUGUUUUAUUCCAAUCAAAAACAGUGCAUUUAUGGCCUAUGUUAUUCCGCUUUACAUAGGGAUUCCAAUCUGUGUUAUAAUCUACUGCUACUUUAGAAUCUUUACAACAGUUCGCCACCACAAUAGCAAUUUUCAUCACCCUGGCAAUCCAAUAAGCAUGGUAAACGUCGAAGAAGUUAAGGUGGCUCGCACCAUACUUGUUAUAGUGCUGUCUUUUAAUCUGUGCUGGAUUCCAAUCUUCACAAUUGACAUUUUGGACACGAUUUUUCAAAGAUGGAUCUUCCCUCCCGAGGCUUAUAUCGCAUAUACGUUUUUGGCGACCAUAAGUAGCGCUUUGAAUCCCUUCAUUUACGGCGUGUUCAACAAGAGUUUUCGCAAGAAUUAUCUGAAUGUACUACGUUGCAGAUGCUGCCGUUCUCAAGCUGUCGUAGAACCAUUGGCUCUGCCAGUAAGAGCGAGUGUUGUCGCCAUGGGGCCAUUGCCUUAAUUACAAGAUACAGAGGGAAAAGAAUAAGCAAUUUAGGUUGUGUCAUAUUUAACUUUUUUUAAACCGGUAGUGUGGCAGCUGGUCUGACCUAUUUUCUUAUCUCAACAUUGCAUGAGUCUCGAAUAAUCUCCAGGUUGCAUAAAAAUGUUAUUUAAAACUGAAUCAUUGGAUAAUGCAAUUCUAGAGCUCUGAUUGGCUUAAACUUAUUAGUAGGAGUCAAUAUAGGUCCUUUAUCCAUUACAGCAAUAGUGACUUAGUAGUAGUAUAGGGCGCACCGAAUUAUCCCCUUUUUUGCGCAGGAAGCUCAUUAGCGUGCGCAGGAAUAAAUUAACUAGGUGACGUCAUAGGCUAUUGUCCUGAUCUCAUGAAUAAAAUGCUGUGGUAUCUCAUAAAGAUAAGGUCAUGUGCUAUUUUUAGAUGGAUGAUGUCAUGGUUGGUAUAACCGGUUUGACAGGUUUUAGUUAUUUUCGGAAGAUUAUUUCUAGUUACUUUAAUGUCGAUAAACGUCUUCGUUUUCGAUUGGUUAGUUAGAAAAUAAGAAACGUUUUUAUUGGUUAAUUCAUACUGUCUGAGGAGUAAAGUCGACCUUGUCUGUGACUUUAAAUCACUGAGACGUAACGUAAUUAUACACUUCCUAUUUCCUGCUGCUGUGAUUGUCCUUGUUCCGGUUCACUGAUUUUUGGCGGGCAAAUCGUGUAUAUUAAAGAGGGCAAAGGCAAACUAGCUCUUUUUUACACUGCAAGUAAUGUUUUACUUACCCCUCCUCCUUCUUCUCCUCACUCACACUCCUGGUUAUGUUGUUAAACCGACGGAUGCGAACAAUAGCAAACAUGUUCGUAGCAUCACUCGAUGUUUCAGACCUAUUAAUAGGCGUUAA
This is a messenger RNA of Porites lobata, 1885 nucleotides long. NCBI's taxonomy places the organism in Eukaryota, Metazoa, Cnidaria, Anthozoa, Scleractinia, Poritidae. The record is from the annotation of a GenBank genome assembly.